Lolium rigidum is the source of this 1404-nucleotide messenger RNA. Its product is annotated as purple acid phosphatase 2-like. The transcript is spliced from 3 exons. Lineage: Eukaryota; Viridiplantae; Streptophyta; Magnoliopsida; Poales; Poaceae. Gene Ontology annotation, molecular function: acid phosphatase activity; metal ion binding. The coding region runs from base 1 to 1404 and encodes 467 amino acids. The record is from RefSeq and is a predicted model, not a curated record.
AUGGUCAAGGUGGCUCAUCUAGGUACCCAAAACAUGGCGCGCAUGCUCGCCGUGCUCCUCCUCCUCGCGGCGCACGCCGCCGCCUACGCGUCGGCGGGCGUGACGAGCCCGUACCGGCGUAGCCUGCAGAUGCUUCCGGACAUGCCGCUCGACGCCGACGUCUUCCGGCCGCCGGCAGGCUACAACGCGCCGGAGCAGGUGCACAUCACGCAGGGCGACCUGACGGGCCGCGCCAUGACGGUGUCCUGGCUCACGCCCAAGCACGCCGGCAGCAACGUCGUCCGCUACGGCCUCGCCGCAGACAACCUCAACCUCACCGCCGAGGGCACCGUCCGGCGCUACACCUGGGGCGGGACGUACCAGUCGCCGUACAUCCACCACGCCACCCUCACCGACCUCGAGCACUCCACCGUGUACCACUACGCCGUCGGCCACGACUACACCGUCCGCUCCUUCUCCUUCAAGACGCCGCCGAAACCCGGGCCCGACGUGCCCUUCAAGUUCGGUCUCAUCGGUGACCUGGGGCAGACGUUCCACUCCAACGACACGGUGACACACUACGAGGCCAACGGCGGCGACGCCGUGCUCUUCAUCGGCGACCUCUCGUACGCCGACGACCACCCAGGCCACGACAACAACCGGUGGGACUCGUGGGCGCGCUUCGUGGAGCGCAGCGUGGCGUACCAGCCGUGGAUCUGGACCGCCGGCAACCACGAGAUCGACUACGCGCCGGAGAUCGGGGAGACGGUCCCCUUCAAGCCCUUCACGAACCGGUACCCGACGCCGUUCCGGGCGUCCAACAGCACCGAGCCCCUCUGGUACUCGGUGAAGAUGGCCUCGGCGCACAUCAUCAUGCUCUCCUCCUACUCCUCCUACGGCAAGUACACGCCGCAGUGGACAUGGCUGCAGGACGAGCUGAAGCGCGUCGACCGCACCACCACGCCGUGGCUCAUCGUGUGCGUGCACUCACCGUGGUACAACACCAACGACUACCACUACAUGGAGGGGGAGACGAUGCGGGUGCAGUUCGAGCGGUGGCUCGUCGACGCCAAGGUCGACCUCGUCCUCGCCGGCCACGUCCACUCGUACGAGCGUAGCCACCGGGUGUCUAACGUCGUCUACGACAUCGACAACGGGAAGGCGGCGCCGCAGUUCAACGCGUCGGCGCCGGUUUACGUGAACAUCGGCGAUGGCGGGAACACCGAGGGGCUGGCCAACAGCUUCCGGUCGCCGCAGCCGGAGUACUCGGCGUUCAGGGAGGCGAGCUACGGGCAUGCGACGCUGGAGAUCAAGAACAGGACGCACGCCUACUACGAGUGGCACCGGAACCAGGAUGGCGUCAAGGUCGUCGCUGACAAGGCCUGGUUCACCAACAGAUACUACCUGCCAACAGACACAAACUAG